Megalops cyprinoides (Indo-Pacific tarpon) is the source of this 1736-nucleotide messenger RNA. It is a transcript of the gene barhl1a, whose product is annotated as BarH-like homeobox 1a. The coding region runs from base 187 to 1134 and encodes 315 amino acids. Gene Ontology annotation, molecular function: RNA polymerase II transcription regulatory region sequence-specific DNA binding; DNA-binding transcription factor activity, RNA polymerase II-specific. Gene Ontology annotation, biological process: regulation of transcription by RNA polymerase II. The transcript has 3 exons. The record is from RefSeq and is a predicted model, not a curated record. Lineage: Eukaryota; Metazoa; Chordata; Actinopteri; Elopiformes; Megalopidae. Gene Ontology annotation, cellular component: nucleus.
AAAUCUGAGAACUUCUCAAACAUCUUCCUGGGAAGUUAGACUAUAACAUUUCAAAUAGUAUUUUUGGAUUUUUCUAACGGAUUCUGUGUUUUUCACCUCGGUGCCCUCACUUCUGAGUUCAACCGACCAGAACACAAAUGUUCGUUUAAAGCAGGACGCGUCAGAACUCCGCCGUGGCCACCGGGAAUGGAGGCUUCCGCAAACGGGUCCAGUUUUGGGAUUGACUCUUUACUGUCGCACAGACCGGGAAGUCCGGUCAUUUCUAAAGGGGACAGUUUGGUGGGGGAGUGCCGGUCUCCUCUGGAGUUCAGCCCGGGGUCCGACGUGGAGAGUGGCUGCUCGUCUCCCCCGUCCCCGCGGCGGGAGUGCGGUGAGGAGGCGGUGCAGAGGCUGGAGUCGCACCCGCAGCACGGACAGGGGGCAGGUUCGCAGCCCCGCACCGUCACCUCGUCUUUCCUCAUUAGGGAUAUUUUAGCGGACUGCAAGCCGCUCGCCGCCUGCGCUCCUUACUCCAGCAAUGGGCAGCCGACACAGGAAGCGGCGCGACUCGCGUCCAAAACAGACGAUUUCAUGGACAAAAUCCACAGCAACUCCUCCUCGGACAGCGAAUACAAGGUGAAAGAGGUGGGCGACAGGGAGAUCUCCAGCAGCCGAGACAGCCCGCCGCUGCGGCUCAAGAAGCCCCGCAAAGCGCGGACCGCCUUCACGGACCACCAGCUCGCACAGCUGGAGCGCAGCUUCGAGCGGCAGAAGUACCUGAGCGUGCAGGACCGGAUGGAGCUCGCCGCGUCCCUCAACCUCACCGACACCCAGGUCAAAACGUGGUACCAGAACAGGAGGACAAAGUGGAAGAGACAGACGGCAGUUGGGCUGGAGCUGUUGGCAGAGGCGGGGAAUUAUUCAGCCCUACAGAGGAUGUUUCCUUCCCCCUAUUUCUACCCGCAAAGUUUGGUUUCGAAUCUGGACCCCGGGGCGGCUCUGUAUCUGUACAGGAGCCCCUCCGCUCCACCGCCCCCGCUGCAGCGACCUCUUGUUCCGCGGAUUCUUCUGCACGGUCUGCAGGGAGGCAGCGAGCCGCCGCCGCCCCUCCACCCCCUCUCCGGAGUCCUCCCUCGGGCUACACAGCAACGGUGAGCCGGCCCCUCCGAAGCCACAACCCGGCAGCUACGAAUACAAUGAAAAGAGGCCACCAACGAGGGUUUUAGGAACUUUGACAGCAAACAUCAUUAUCUUCAAAACGCAUCUGAACUGGAACAUUACCUAGACGAACUCUCGAGUCUAGGGCUUAAAGAAGGACUUAUGACCUCUUUUCUAUCUGAACAUUUACUGACUGAGCCAUUCCUUUCUCAGAAACCGACACAUAAAACCGAAAGAGACGUGGCUUUUUAUCAGCUGCGUGCUUUACCCUAAGAUAUAAAAUGUUGCUCGCACUUAAUGCUUACUAAAUUGCUCAUUUGGUGACUUCAGUGGCACUUCUACCAUUUGAUUCCUCGUUGUUGAUCAAUAGCCAAGAUUAUUAUUACAUAAAAGUAAAUUAAUAAUAAUAAUAAUAAUAACAACAAUGAUAAUAAAAGAGACGGGUCUGAGAAUGUAGUCUUCUGUCCCAGCAAUAUGUAAUACAUACGAACAUACAAAAACAUAAACCAUCUAAACACGUUUUCGGAAAACAUUCAUGUUUUCCAAAAUUCAUGUAAUUUUUUUAUCUUUGGCCAAAAAUGAUUCAAUUAUGAAUUCAC